UAAUUAGUCUCCAGCCGGUAGGACCGCUUCUAUGCCUCCCACGCGGCGUUUUAUUGUUUCGGUGUUUUGUGAUUCUACGCGUUUACCAUGAGCGGUUCGCUUUCGUAAUCAGCUCUAAGUAAUGUCUUUACUACUUUUUGCGCCGUUUUUAUUCCGAGCUGCUGCUGCGCACAGCUGCCUCCUUCGGGGUUUGCCGCAUUGAAGGCAACGCAGCGGAGAUUAGAAGUCAGAGUCAUCUUAAACAUGAUGCCAUGCGUUUCUUUUCUGCUGGUUUUUAUAUAAUCUGAGAAAAUAACUCCAGGUCCGGUUUGCCUGCCCGGAAUCAUUUUGGGACGAAGGACAUCUGGGAAGUCGAGACAGAAACACGCAGGGCAGCCUGAGACCAGACUGGACCGCUGAGCAGGUUACCUAUCAGAUAUUUUGUAUCUGAAACACUGAUAUUCCCUGUUAUGACUCAUGCCUGACACUUGCAUGAAAAUUUCAACAAAAGAGACUUCAGAGGAGCCUCGAGCAGCAGGGAAGAGACCGUGCCGGAUCAUGGGAAACCACAUCAGUAAAGACAAUCAUGGCUCUGCAGGAUCACCUUUAGAUUUUUACCACACGCCUCCCACUUCCCUGUCAGAGCCGGAGCUUGCUGCCAUGGCACUACCCUCCACGGCUUCACCUGAAAAGGCUACGCCACUCUCCUCCACCACCCCGGUGGCAGACUGGACACAGAAGAUAUCCGCUCCCUCAGAGUGGGCACUGAUCAGCGUAGACAAUGUCGCCUCUUUGGACACGAGUUCACCUGAUGCAGCAACGCAGGAGCCAUCCUGCAGUUUGGAGAGCCCAGGUUCACUUCCUCUGUCCAGAGAAGCGUCUUCAGAGCAGAGCUGGCAGGAGAGAGACAGCGGGAUGGAGCCGCAGGCUGUAGCAGAGAAGGCUGGAGAAGAGGUGACCUUGGUUUUACUCAGUCUGAUGCAUCACUACAGGGCUCCACUGGGCCUGACCCCCAACACUGACAUCACCACCGGAGCAGUCGAGAUGCUGAGGCGUUUAAUAACUGCACGAGAAGAGCUGGUCGAGGAGGUGGACAACCUCAAGGAGACGCUCAAGUCAGAGAGGUUGGAGUGGAAUCAGUUCCAGUGCGACCUACAGAUCGCCAUCUCUGUGGCUGACCGGCUGCGGAUGGAGUCGGAGCACGCUCUGGUUCUGCUCCAGGAGAACCACAGAGCUGUGGAGGAGCAGCUGUCCCAAGCCCUCGGCAGGCAGCAGGAGAUGGAGCGAGAGCUGGAGAGCCUGAGAGCCCAGUACAAAGACGUCUGCUGCAAACUCAUUGUGCAGCAGCAGCAGCAUCAAGCAGAGCUGGACGUCCUGAGGAACAUCUGCGGGCUGAAAGACGGACAAACAGACAAAAGGGUGGACAGAGAAGGGUCUGAGGGAGUUUACGAAGCAGAAACAGAAGAUGAGGCUGAAGCAAACAAAGAUGAUAAAAGUGAAGUUUCUGAUCUGGAAAAGGCAAACGGAGCAGAAGACCUGCAGCUGACUGGGAAAGGAGUUGCUGAGGGGUACAUACGCAGUCUGGCUGCUUUGGUGAAACGGAAAGGGGAAGAACGAGGACAAAAAGACCCAAGAAGGGUUGAGAUGCUGUCGGAAAGAUCCUGGAGUCUUUCUCGUCUUCCUCUUCAAAGUGAGGCUCCCAGUCCAAAUGGGACUUUACAAACGAGCACAACUUUACCUUUGUGCAAGAAAGAAGAGCCCUCUAAAGGGAGAAGGAUGGACCGCGUGCUGCAGAGACAAGACAGUUGGUCCAGUUUUCCUACAGGAAAACAAGAAGAUCAAAGCUCAGAAUCUAUCAAACCUCAGGACGGGUUCAGUGCUUUGCUGAGGCGCCACGGCGGCUCCAGGAGAAACUCUCUGCUGCGCUGGUGUCAGAAUCGCACCCAAGGCUACAAGAACAUUGAGAUUACUAAUUUCAGCACCAGCUGGGAUGACGGUUUGGCCUUCUGUGCAGUUUAUCACACCUUCUUACCCACUCACAUCCCCUACGACAGCCUCAGUCCAGCUGACAAGGAGGGAAACCUGGGCCUUGCUUUUAGGACCGGAGAGAGCGUGGGGAUCCCCGCAGCACUGACAGUGGAGGAGAUGCUGAAGGCGGACGGGCCGGACUGGCAGAGGGUGCUGGGAUACAUCGAGAACAUUUUCCGUCACUUUGAGAUGUGAAGUCAUGAUUCUGUCUCCUGCUGCUCCUCGUGUUUGAGAAUCAGGAUCUCAUCCGUCAGGAGUCGGCAGCUUCGUGAUUUUUAAACUCCAAGAUGUGUUAACUGGCUCCCAGUGGAGCACUUUUUUAUUUUCAUCCUCUGCAUCAGAACGGCUGCUGGGGAAAUGCAACAGGGUCACCACAAUGACAUGCUUGUGUCAUAUCACUGUAUGCAUUUAAAGCUAAACUGGGCACUUCUCAUCUUAUGUAGCAAAUCUGGGGUUUCACCUCUUUUAUAAUCACUGUGUGCACAUUUCUCUAACGCUCUUAACAGCAGAUGUAACUGCGAGCAAAUCUUUUAUAUUUUAAAGUCGUGCUUUAGCCAAUUAUACGCCGCAGUGGCUUUAUGACCAGCAGUUUAAAUGUACAUGUGUUAAAUGUUUUUUUUAAUGUAUUAAAGUACCUAUAUUAAAGCUUC
Nothobranchius furzeri (turquoise killifish) is the source of this 2657-nucleotide messenger RNA. RefSeq names its product cytospin-A. Gene Ontology annotation, biological process: actin cytoskeleton organization. Lineage: Eukaryota; Metazoa; Chordata; Actinopteri; Cyprinodontiformes; Nothobranchiidae. The record is from RefSeq and is a predicted model, not a curated record. Gene Ontology annotation, molecular function: protein binding. Gene Ontology annotation, cellular component: filamentous actin; microtubule organizing center.